Messenger RNA from Centruroides sculpturatus (bark scorpion), 3025 nucleotides. It is a transcript of the gene Ubc2, whose product is annotated as ubiquitin-conjugating enzyme E2-24 kDa-like. The transcript has 6 exons. The record is from RefSeq and is a predicted model, not a curated record. NCBI's taxonomy places the organism in Eukaryota, Metazoa, Arthropoda, Arachnida, Scorpiones, Buthidae. Gene Ontology annotation, cellular component: nucleus. Bases 148 to 735 code for a protein of 195 amino acids. Gene Ontology annotation, biological process: protein polyubiquitination. Gene Ontology annotation, molecular function: ubiquitin conjugating enzyme activity.
GACAAUAAUAUCGACCAAUGAACGAAGAUUGCUUUCGUCAGCCGUCGGGCUGGUGGUUGAUAUUAGGAAGAGAGGCUACACGGCUCCUUUCGGAAUUUAUUUUACAAGAUUGGAUAAUUAUAAAGGUUGAAUUUGUCUGGUGACAGCAUGUCUGGUGAUCGAGCUCAGGCUGGUCCUUCCGGAGGCGGUGCUAGUGGCGGAAGAGGUAGAGGUGCCGGAUCGUCCAAUCAGGAUCGGGAAAAGGAACACAGAGAAUCCAGGUUAAAUCCGAAAAUGUCGAAGGCACUCAGCACCAGUGCAAAGAGGAUCCAAAAAGAAUUGGCAGAAAUAACACUGGACCCUCCCCCUAACUGCAGUGCCGGACCAAAAGGAGAUAACCUUUAUGAGUGGGUGUCCACCAUACUGGGACCACCCGGUUCGGUCUACGAAGGUGGAGUAUUUUUCCUGGACAUUCAUUUUUCUCCAGAAUAUCCUUUUAAACCCCCAAAAGUGACCUUUCGGACGAGAAUUUAUCAUUGUAAUAUUAAUAGUCAAGGUGUCAUUUGUUUAGAUAUACUAAAAGAUAAUUGGAGUCCCGCUCUAACUAUUUCAAAAGUACUCCUGUCUAUUUGCUCGCUACUCACAGACUGCAAUCCAGCCGAUCCCCUGGUCGGAAGCAUUGCAACACAGUAUCUACAACAUAGAGAAGAACACGAUCGAAUUGCUAGAUUGUGGACCAAACGUUAUGCCACAUAAAAAAUCCAAAAUUAGGACAUAAUCUAUUUCUUCAUCAUCAUAAACAUCAUAUCCUCUCCCUUUUUAUUUUUUCGUCUUUCCAUGUGGGUGUUUCACUACUGCGUGAAUGUAGAAUUUGUAACAGUGUAGAUAAUUCCUUUCGAGAGCAGUUACUCGAAUUGUUUCGUUCCCGCAAACGUAAAGAAGUUUUUGGUUUGUACAAAGCUAUAUCAUCACUUUAUUUCCGCUUUAAAUGUUAAUGUAAGUAAAACAAAAAAAAGACAAAAACUAGUAGUAGUUUUUUAUAUUUGAUCACAUAUCAUGACAAAUUCUUUGUGAUAUGUGAAAAAUUCCAUUUUCAUUUUAGUUAGAAUGAAAUUUUGCAGCGGCAACAAAGCGCGCAAUACAACACGGAACCAAACUGCGCUCUCGUUCCGCUGCCAAAAUAUUUGCUUUACACAGUUCUAGUAGACUUUUGGGAAUUAGAUUUUGUCUUUAAAUUCUGGAAUUGCAUUUUUUUUAUUUUAUUUUAUUUUUGAAAUAUUAUUUUAGUCUCUAGUUAGUACUUAUGUUGUCAUAGCUGUAAAUAUUUUGUGAAAAAAUUUCAUAAUACCCAAAUACAUCUCAAUUUAACAAAGACAAAAGGGAAAAACAGACAUGUUUUUAUAAUGUUCCAACAGCAUAACAUAGUAAUUGGUAUUUUUACGUACUGCACGUAAACAUUCAAUUGUGUUGUGUUCAGAAAGUCACGCCGUCAAUACGGUCUGUAGUACUAAAGCCCGAAUGUUUUCGUCCGUGCAGCCAUAGACUCUUAACUCAGAGUGCAUCAUCGAUAUUGGAAAUCCAUAAAUAUGAAUGCUUGUGUUCUUCUGAAGUUAUACACAUCAUAGAGUCCACGAGUUUUAUUUAUUUUUUCUUUUUUGUUUUUUUCCUCUGUAUGCUGAAGUUUAGUUUCUCUCAGGUAAAAGUUACAUGAAUCAUCGUUGGCAGCAGUACACAUUGAUGUAGAAAUUUUCUUAAAAGUUGUAAUAAAUGUUUGCUUUCAAGAAUUUUUGUUAGUCCAUUUGUAAUUAUAAAUUUACACACGCAUUGUAUUGAUUGAUUUCUGCCAUGAAGAACACUAAAAAACUUUCUUAUACUCAUUGUGGGGUAGAUUCCUGAUUGUGAGUUUGUGCCUCGCCAAUGGGCCAGCCAAAUGAAGUUUUCUUCAUGAUGUGCUUAGGUAGGAUUUCCCAUAAGUCCUGGCAGGAUUGAUGGAACAAGGCAAUGCCUGACCUGAACUUUAAAGGUACCACACAGCCUACCAGGUUUAAUGCCUUAGCCAUCCAAUUUAGAACUUUUUGUUCCCUAUCACAAUGACAAAACAAGUUUGUCAAGCACACAUUUGGAUUAUAUGGACUAAUGAAACAAGCACAGUUCAUCAUAACUUUCAUGUGAUUGGAUUGUCACUUGUCAGAUGACAGUUUAUUUCAAAUAAAAGCAAAAAAUGCAGUUGUUGUACAGUUAAGUUAUCUAGAACAGAUGUUUUAAGCCAACAGAAUGGAUAAACUCGCUAUAUAUAGUAAUGAAUAUCUACUCAAAAAAAUAGUGUCAGUUAUAUAUGUUGUUGUAUGCAAAAUACAGGCAUACUCUUCUGAGAUGCAAAGGGACCAAACUACUACAGUAAAACAAAUGCUAUACUUUCUCACCAGUGCAUAUAAAAGCUUAAAAAAUAUUUGCACAAUAACAAUGGCUAUAAAAAUGCCAAAAAAAUAAAAUGAUUAAGGUAGACAGACUUCAAAUGUCAUUUUAAUAUAUACACUAACUAGUACAUCUUGACAUUGAUGGCUCUGGCACUUCAAAUAAAAUAGUAUUUCUUUAUGCAGUCCAUUUGACACUGACAAAUUUUGAAAGUUCUGUAGUUAACAAUCUGCUUGAAACCUGUCAAUACCUUUUCAAUUAAGCUAAUAUAUUCUAGUUCUUUUGUUGGCACUUCUCCAAUGUAAACUGGCUCAUCAGGAGCAGACGCCAUUUUGAUGAGUAACUUCCUUUAUUCCUCUAAUGGAGACAGGUCACAAGAUGCAAGUAAUUCUGCAACAUCUUGGCACCCAGGUUCCAAUUUCUUUAGGUGUCUUCAUAAUGUUUGCACUGACAAAAAACCAUAAGUGCCACUGCCAAGCCCCCCAAAAAAUAAAAUGUAUAUAGUAGUAGAACCCGGCAUUACCAAUUGUUGUGAAACACAGUGUGCCUGAUUUUGUAAAAUUUAUAUUGAUUUACAUAGGAAAAGAAUAAAGUGAAUAAAAUCUAUCCAUGUACUGGCAAAUGCAAAAAA